CAGCUCCUCACAACGGUGAGCUAAUGUGCUGUGAGCGUAUACGUUAACAUUAUGUUUUGUUGUUAAGUUUCAACGAGACUAUACCCUAAUUUUACGUCCAAAAACGAAAAUUCAAUUUUUAAUUUUUUCGCCAAAAAAACAAAUUUUUGAAAUGAAUGAAGAAGAAACUACAAUUCAUCCGAUUGUAGUCGAUGCUAAACGUCAAAGAUUAAUUGAAAAAUUUUUAGAUUCAGGAAAAUGGCCACUCGAAUUGGAAGUAGAAUUUAUUGAAGCCCUGAAAAAUUGUCCAGCUCUUUGGGCAAAACAAUCCGAAUCAUUUAAAAAUCCAUUACUCAAAACAUCACAAUUGGAAAGAUUGGGACUUGAAUUUUCUGGUCUAUCAGAAUCAAACAUAGUAUCGAAAAUAAAAUUAUUAAAAGAUAAUUUUACUCGAGUUCAUAAACAAAUAGUAUCAUUGGAAAAUUCAAAUGAAGAUCAAACAGUGGUUGAAAAUAAAAUCAAAGCAUUGAAAACAAAAUGGCAUCAUUAUGAACGUUGUGAAUUUUUAGCCGAACAUAUUAAACAUCGUAAUCGAACAUCAAAAGAUGGAAAUAAUGAACAACAACAACAUAUUAAUAAUAAUAAUAUUAAUAAUUUACAAGAACAUUUACAACCAUCAUCAGGUUCAACAAAUAUGGUCAGUUGGUUUACAUCAUCGAUGACCUAUCCGGAAAGAUGGCAAGGUGCUGAAGAUAUACCAUUUAUUAAAUUUCAACCAACCGAAAAAAUGAGACAACAAAAAAAUCAAAGCCCAAUAAAAAAUCAAAGAUCAAGAUUAAUGCAACGACAAAAAGAAAUGGCUGAUUGUUAUAUGGAUGUUGAUUCAUUAGUCAAAACAAUGGAAAAACAGGAGGAAAGUUUAUUGAAACGUGAACAAAUGUUAAAAAAUGAACGUGAAAAAUUAUCAAUGAAUCCAUUAUUUAAUUAUAUACUUGGUAAAGAUCAUGUUUUAAAGAAAAUUAACCCGAAUAAAAUUGAUGAUCUUAAAUUUGAAUUGGAUGGUGUUAUUGAUCGUUAUGCACGUGAACAUCCAAAAUAAUGAAUUUUAAUUUUAAUUUUAUUUUUUGU
Messenger RNA from Dermatophagoides pteronyssinus (European house dust mite), 1107 nucleotides. RefSeq lists its product as uncharacterized. The record is from RefSeq and is a predicted model, not a curated record. NCBI's taxonomy places the organism in Eukaryota, Metazoa, Arthropoda, Arachnida, Sarcoptiformes, Pyroglyphidae.